Molecule: messenger RNA, 1799 nt
Organism: Sebastes umbrosus (honeycomb rockfish)
Lineage: Eukaryota; Metazoa; Chordata; Actinopteri; Perciformes; Sebastidae
Gene: ctsk
Product: cathepsin K
Exons: 8
Coding region: 56-1048 (330 amino acids)
Biological process (GO): immune response
Cellular component (GO): lysosome
Molecular function (GO): cysteine-type endopeptidase activity
Source: RefSeq, a predicted model, not a curated record
GAAGACGGUGUCGCACUCAGAGAACUUCACCAAACUUUGCCUUUUGGACUCAAGGAUGUUGCAGUGUAUAUGCGUGUUGCUGCUGGCGGCCUCAGCUCUGAGCCACCUGGAUGAAGCCACUCUGGACACCCAGUGGGAAUCGUGGAAGAUCACACAGAGGAGAGAAUAUAAUGGCCUGGAUGAGGAGGGGAUUCGCAGGGCCAUCUGGGAGAAGAACGCGCGGAUGAUUGAAGCCCACAACCAGGAGGCAGCACUGGGCAUGCACUCCUACGAGCUGGGGAUGAACCACCUGGGUGACAUGACGUCAGAGGAAGUGUCCGAGAAGAUGACCGGCCUGCAGGUCCCCGUGAACAGGGAGCCCGGCUUCACCAUGGAGGUGGACCAAAGGGUGUCUAAGCUUCCCAAAACUCUUGACUACCGCAAGAUGGGCAUGGUGACUCCAGUGAAGAACCAGGGUUCCUGUGGCUCCUGUUGGGCCUUCAGUACGGCCGGGGCCCUCGAGGGCCAGCUGGCCAACAAGACGGGUAAGCUGGUGGACCUCAGUCCCCAGAACCUGGUGGACUGCGUCACAGAGAAUGACGGCUGCGGAGGAGGAUACAUGACCAACGCCUUCCAUUACGUGCAGGUCAAUGGAGGCAUUGACUCUGAGGAGGCCUACCCGUACGUCGGAGUGGACCAGCCUUGUCGCUACAAUUCAACAGGCAUGGCAGCCCAGUGCAAAGGCUACAAGGAGGUCCCAGUGGGUGACGAACACGCGCUGGCUGUCGCGCUGUUUAAGGCGGGUCCAGUCUCUGUGGGCAUCGACGCCACGCUGAGCACCUUCCAGUUCUACCAGAGAGGUGUUUACUACGACCGCAACUGUAACAAAGACGACAUCAAUCACGCCGUGCUGGCAGUGGGCUUCGGAGUGAACACCAAGGGGAAGAAAUUCUGGAUCGUCAAGAACAGCUGGGGCGAGGAAUGGGGCAAGAAGGGCUUCAUCAUGAUGGCACGUAACCGCGGCAACCUCUGCGGCAUCGCCAACCUCGCCAGCUACCCCGUCAUGUGAAGAGGAUGAAGGGGCUUUGCUUGGACUACUACGCAAAAUAAUACACUCGAAAAUGUACGCAGAGUUCAUUCCAGCAUGUCAGCAACCACUACAGACAAUAACAGAAGAUUUGUGUUUACGCAGGUUUUUCACACAGCAAACAUUACAGUACCAUACAAUGAACAGAAAUUCAACUUGGACUCUUUUGGAAUGAACUUCAUCCAGUGAUGAAAAAGGGCUAAAUGUUACGUGAAGACUUGGAUUCCAGUGUCCUUAAAAAAUGUCUGACGAGGACAUCUGGUUAUCUUGAGUUAUUUGAAGCACUUUGAACCCACUAAGACUUUUCAGUUUUAUCUUCAAACCAGCAGACCUCCACUGUAAACAGAUUCAGUACCUCCAAGGCAUGGUGUUAGUAACCACCAGAACACAGGUUGGUUUGGUGCCGAAGUGCCAAGUUAAAUCUACAAACCUACCGGGCAGUACAACCACUUCACAGUAAUUAGCCAGAAGUCGGCAACGGUUUCAGUCCCUUUAGCUUUAAUCACAGUUUGUGUGAGAACUAACAGAGUUUCUAUUCAUUGAGACAGGAAACAUUGCUGGGCGAUGAGAGUUCCUCCUGUCCUGUCGACGCAGAGACAGUUCUUUUAAAAUCGUAACAAGUUUUUCUCUUGAUUGACGUUUUGUUGUUGUUGUUGUUGUAUUCAGCACUUUUCUGAUGAUCAAACUGUAAACUGAUGUUUUCUAUGAAUAAAGGUUUCAUUUUGAAGUUAAA